ACUGAGCUCGGCACUCUCAAAUACUCUGUCUUAGCGAUUGCAGUGGUGUGUGCUUCAUUCUUUCUUAUUUAUUCUCCUCGGCUCCACCUCCAUCAGCAACAGAUUGUUUCAUUCGAGAAUCAAAACGGAUUUGACUGCUGAUUUAAAUACACACAAAGAGUGAACUACAAUGAACCUUAAACUUUUUACAAUUCUACUAUUUUGUCUAAUAGCUGUUUCUAAAUCAGCCGAGGAGGAAUAUGAUUACGAGGAAGAAGCUGCACCCGCUCCAGUAACACCUGCCCCAGCAAAACCUGCUAGUCGAUUGGGAGGACUUCUUGCAGCCCGAAAUAGACCACUUCCUGGCAAAAAAACCACACAAUUAACGUCAACAACAGCAAAAGCGAUAGAACAUCCUGUUGAUGAGGAUGUUGAAGGUGAUGAGGGUGCUGAAGAAAAGCAAGAAGAAGAAGUCCAUGUCACAACAACAGAGGCAUCGAAAAAAUUAAAAGGUGGAGUUGUCAGGCCCUUCAGGUCAAAUGAAGAUCUAUUGGCUGCUUUAAAACGAAGAAGAGCUCAAGUUGGUUCAAGUCAUUCCAAGGACCACAGUUCAACACAUUCUCCAGCUGAAGCUACAUCAUCAGCAUCGAAAUUUAAAUCGGCAUCAAGUGGAAGCAGAAGAAACAGUGGAAAUGCAGAAGCAACAUCAAAACCAACGAGUCGUGGAAGGUUUGGUUCCACUCGGGGUUCGAAACCAGUUCAAGAGGAUGUUGAGGAAACUCAACAUGAUGAAGUUCAAGUAAAACCGAAAUCGUUUCGUAGAGGUUAAAUUUAAAAUAAAAAAAAAACGAGUGGGUGAAAUAAUGUUACACGAACUUUCGAAUCUGUUGUUCCUUUGCGUUUAAAAGAAAGUUGUGAUAUGUGCGGCAUAAUGAGAAAACUGCGUUUCAAAAUAUAGACUGACAUCGCCUCUAUUAUUGCCUCAUCAACUUUUUUUUUUUUUUUUUUUUCUUUUUUUUUAAACUCUCCAAAUGAAAUUUAUUAUGAUUCAAUAUUAUAAUAUUUAUUGAAAUGAAAAUUCUUUUUUCAACGAAUAACGCACCAUUAAAUCAAAGUGAUUCAAUUAUAUGUGCCUUAAAUAUAGUAUAUAUAGAAUUAUAACGCUAUCGUCAAAUUUUUGAAAAAAAAUUUGACCAAAAACAGUGUGUGAUUUUUCCUUUCUUGUAAAUUUUAACUAAAAAGAAAAGAAUAAAAUUUUGUACAGAGCCUUGUUUUUACAAAGAUAAAAAAUAAACGAAGAAAUGAAGAUUGCUGUAAAUUUUUAAGAGCCAACGACAACCAAAUAUAUACAUACACGUAUAUAUGUAUAAUUGUGGAGAAUAUAAGUUGUGACGGUUAAUUAAAAAAUAUUCGUAAUACGAUAA
Leptopilina boulardi is the source of this 1403-nucleotide messenger RNA. RefSeq lists its product as uncharacterized. NCBI's taxonomy places the organism in Eukaryota, Metazoa, Arthropoda, Insecta, Hymenoptera, Figitidae. The transcript is spliced from 5 exons. The record is from RefSeq and is a predicted model, not a curated record. Bases 170 to 808 code for a protein of 212 amino acids.